Gadus chalcogrammus (walleye pollock) is the source of this 3681-nucleotide messenger RNA. It is a transcript of the gene pa2g4b, whose product is annotated as proliferation-associated 2G4, b. Lineage: Eukaryota; Metazoa; Chordata; Actinopteri; Gadiformes; Gadidae. The transcript is spliced from 17 exons. Bases 213 to 1391 code for a protein of 392 amino acids. The record is from RefSeq and is a predicted model, not a curated record.
AGACUUGAGAUGAGAUGGAGGCAUGCAGACGCAGAUGACGCGUCGCUGGCGUGCAGCGGACGUGAGCCUGAUGUGGGCGGGGUCUAGUAGCCGGAGUCGGGCGGGCCUUUGAGUGGAGCGCUGUUGAGAGAACCGGGCAGCGUGGUCGAUUCUGUGGAGGAGACACGCCGCGAAAUAAAAGUUAUUUCGAGCGCUAACCACAAAUUGUCAAUAUGUCUGGGGAUGACGAUUCACAGGAGCAGACCAUCGCUGAUGACUUGGUGGUCACCAAGUACAAGAUGGGGGCUGAGAUCGCUAACCAGGCCCUGAAGGUCGUGGUCGACGCGGCCAAAGCAGGUGUACCUGUGCUGAGCCUCUGCGAUAUGGGAGACGCCUUCAUCAGCACAGAGACUGGGAAAGUCUUUAAAAAGGAGAAGGACAUGAAGAAAGGUAUUGCUUUUCCAACAAGUGUCUCAGUCAACAACUGUGUAUGCCACUUCUCUCCUCUGAGGAGCGAUGCUGAAAUAAUUCUCAAGGAUGGAGACCUCGUUAAAAUUGAUCUGGGUGUGCAUGUCGACGGCUUCAUAUCAAACGUGGCCCACAGCCUUGUCGUUGGAGUGACCAAGGAUGCGCCCCUGACGGGCCGGAAGGCUGACGUGCUCAGGGCCGCUCACCUCUGUGCUGAGGCCGCCAUACGCCUGGUCAAGCCUGGGAACCAGAACUCACAAGUGACAGACGCUUGGAACAAGAUCGCCAAGUCGUUCAAGUGUUCCCCCAUCGAGGGUAUGCUGUCCCACCAGCUGAAACAGCACAUUAUUGAUGGCGAGAAAACGAUUAUUCAAAAUCCCAACGAGCAGCAAAGGAAAGACCACGAGAAGGCCGAGUUUGAAGUUCACGAGGUGUACGCCGUCGAUGUGCUGAUCAGCACCGGCGAGGGAAAGGCCAAGGACGGCGGGCAGCGGACCACCAUCUACAAGAGGGAUCCCAACAAGGUGUACGGCCUGAAGAUGAAGACAUCUCGGAUGUUUUUCAGCGAAGUGGAGAGACGCUUCGAUGCCAUGCCCUUUACUCUCAGAGCCCUUCAGGAUGAGUCCAAAGCCAGAAUGGGAGUCGUUGAGUGCUCCAAGCAUGAGCUGGUUCAGCCGUUCAACGUGUUGCACGAAAAAGAGGGCGAGUUUGUUGCCCAGUUCAAGUUCACCGUUUUGCUCAUGGCAAAUGGACCGCUGCGAAUCACAAACAGCCUGUUUGACCCAGAUCUCUACAAGUCUGAGCAUGAAAUUGAGGAUCCAGAGCUGAAGGCUUUGCUCCAGAGCUCUGCCAGCCGCAAGGCCCAGAAGAAGAAGAAAAAGAAGGCUUCCAAGACCGUGGAGAGUGCAACCGGGCAGGCGAUGGAGACCGAAGCUGCAGAGUAAAUCCAUCCUUCUCAGCUUUUUAUUUUCCAAGAAAAUACUGACAGACAUCAGAGGACCCAAAGAACAGAUGGUCAAGAAUCCUUCCAUCCCAGCUGUCUGAGGGCCAGUUUGGCCGACGUGAAUACCUCCAAAUUUAAUGUCAGAUUGGGAUUUUGCUGCUCCUCAAUAAAACGUGUCCUUGGCACAAAACAGAUUCACCGAAUAUUAGUCAGAAUUCCAAGAGGAUCUUGAGGGCAUAUACUAUUAUUUUUCUUUCCCACAUGAAGAGUAUCCAACUUGGCUAAAAACUGUCAAUUAGAUCUACAUUAAAUAGGACGGUUCUCACUGUGUGACCUGGAGUAUUUCUACACAGCAGGCUGCCAAUGUAUUUGUUUGGGACAUUUAAACCUUUUGAAGUUAAUCCAUCCAUUUUUGAAAAACAAGUAACAAUUGUUCACCUGCUGCUUGGGAGGAAAGGGAUUUAACAUCACAUUAGGAUCCUAAAGUCACAUGCAAUCAACAAAAGCAUGCUAAUAUUAGUUUAAUGCCAGCACAUAUACUUUGUUCUGGCUGCAUCUAGAACGUACACCAGUACAACCGUUUGAACUUUCCUUUUAGCAUCCAUCACAUUUCAAUUGGGUUCUUCUGCUUGUGGAAAAUUGAGUAAAUAUACAAUAUUUUUUAUUUUGCUCUGUACAUGGAGUAGGUUUUUCAGAUUUCUCCAUUUUUUUGGAUUUCGUAUGCCACUACUGCUUUUAAGGAGUUUAACAUUCUGUUUACAUAAGACUUCCAUAGCUGUUUAAUAUGUGGAUGCUUUUGUAAAACAAAUCCCUGUUUCAGAGACUAUUUUUGGAAACAUUAAAAAGCCACCUGACACCACAUGCAUGCUUGUUUUUCUGUAUUGAGCUGUCCAGUGAAAACUUUGUUUCGUCACUUAGUCAUGAUUCUAUAAACAAAAGCCUAUACACACGCAAGCAAAUGAUCUCCGUUUUUGCGGGUGUCUAUACGUGUCAUACAUUUUUAAAUUUUAUAAAUCGGAAAUUAGGAAAUGUCGAUUUUUAUUUCUGAAUGUUUACUAAAUUAAAAUGUCUGCUGAAUGCAAGUGUUGGAUUGGGAUUGUUUUAUGUAGGAACUAGUAAUAUAGGCCUAUAAAGUUUAUUUGAUUAAACUUUUUACUGGUACACAUGCAAUGUUAACAUAUUGCAUUACAGAGGGUUUGAAGACAUAACAUCUCAUGUUUUCAAUGGGCCAGGGAAAAUGGAUAUAGAUAGUUGUCCUUGUUGAACUUUUUUUUUUUGAAGAGCCCUGGUUUUGAAUUAAAAUUGCUAGGACAUCUGCAAUAAAUAUGAGACAUGGGCCUGUUAGAUUAAAUGAGUGUUUGCCAAAGUAUUAUUUACAAAUACAUUUUACAAUAGGUUCUAAUUAAACAUAGCAAAUGUUACUAUCUUAUUAACUAUCUAAAUGUAAUGGAGAAAUAGCCCGACAUGUCCCCACAUUAAUAUACAUUACUUUUUUGAAAAGUCUUACACCUUGUGUUGAUUGAUUGUAUAAUGAUUGACAAAUCAGUGAUAAUUAUUGCUAGCCCUUUAUGUCAUCGGGUACUAACAGGAAAUUAUUUCAUUUUUUAGGUUAUACAAGUCACGUUAUUUCCCUCGACACAAAGACAUAAUCGACUAAAACACUGUCUCAGGAGCCUUUUCUUGUGUUCCUCUUAUAAAUUGUAGUGGUACUUUCUAUAUUAUUGCAUUGUUAGGGGAGCCCGAGACUCAAGAAUAUGCCGGUCCUUGGAACAAAAAAGAUUGGAACCCCAGCUUUAGGUCCCUACGCUUCUCAAGAGCGUCCAGCUGUCAAAAAGUCCAGCGGCGCCAACCCUAUAAAUACCGAGUCGCUCUUUUAUGACGUUCUUCCUGGACCUUCUCUUGAGAGACUAAACUCCUCAACAUGAGAGCCAAGUGGAGGAAGAAGCGUAUGCGCAGGCUGAAGCGUAAAAGGAGGAAGAUGAGGCAGAGGUCCAAGUAGAUGCCCCUUCCAUGACUACUAGCUGUGGUCAUUGCCAGCCCUUCAGGACUUGCGUUGAUCGCCGCUGUCGUCCAGGACCCCUGCGGACCACUGACGUAAUACCAGCCGGACAGUGACUUCAUAUCAACCAGCUGCAGAGGCGUAGCAGCGGGCCGGCUUAUUGAUAUGGAAGAGCUGAGUCCAGAUCUGGAUAUUUUGGACUUCGGACUCCCUUAUGCUCAUCCGUUUUUGUUUAUACUGUUAUGAAUAAAGAUUUUGUUUUUUAAAACGAUUAAAUGGUCUGGAUUCCUAA